Molecule: messenger RNA, 5588 nt
Organism: Zea mays
Lineage: Eukaryota; Viridiplantae; Streptophyta; Magnoliopsida; Poales; Poaceae
Exons: 5
Coding region: 574-3234 (886 amino acids)
Biological process (GO): RNA modification
Molecular function (GO): zinc ion binding; protein binding; RNA binding
Source: RefSeq, a predicted model, not a curated record
CCAACAGAAGCCUCCACCUCUGCGGUCAUGAGGGUCAUCUAACCUUUUCACAGCUCCAGCGAAUGCACACAGCCGCCGUCGUUUCUUCGUCUUCCUCUCAGCGCCGGCGCUCCCACUCGUGCUCCCUCCCCCACUCGCGCUCGGCACGCAGGCCACGCGGCGGCGCUCAGGCUCGGGAUAUCAGCGACGGCGGGGCGGUCCCAGGCUUGUCGUCUUCGUCAGCGGCUCCCCCUCCUGCCUCUCGCCAAUCGCCUCGCGCCCUCGCCUCUGGUUCUCCGCACACAGCCCGGCGACCCUGCGUGCGCCCCUACCGCCUCCGGUGGACCAUCGACGGCUCCUGGCCCGGCGGCUGCGCUGCACGCCGCGCGCGGCCGGCGGGCAGCGGGAGCUAGCAGCCGCUGCUGCACCAAGGCGGUCGCGCCGCUUUGGGAGCGCUUUUGCCCCAAAGCGAAGCAUUACCAGUCCGCUUAACGCUUCAGCGCGCUGAAGCGUGCGUUUAGUUCCGCUUUUUGGAACCCUGUGCUGACUUCUCUUUCGAGGAUCUAGAGCGCACAAUGAUAUUUUGCUAGCGUUAUGCUCUUCAACUCGCCAAAAUCAGCAAAACGAAUAGGAGUACAGUUCCUAUCAGUUGCAAGUGCAGACUGCUUUGGUCGAGAUGUCUCUCCGACGCACUUUGCAUCCCUGUUAAAGGAAUGCAGGUCUGUGAAUACAGUUCGUCAAAUUCAUCAGAAGAUAAUUGCUUGCGGCCUUCUUUCGUAUCCAUCAUCUUUGUUGUCUGUGCCACUCGCACCACUUCCAUCACAUUCAUAUGUAUCACCAAAAUCUUUGGGCACCGGUGUUGUAGCUUCCUAUCUUGCUUGUGGUGCUACGAAGGAUGCUCUCUCAGUGUUGGAGCGUGUCACACCAUCACCAGCCGUGUGGUGGAAUCUACUCGUAAGAGAACACAUCAAGGAAGGCCACCUUGAUAGAGCAAUUGGUGUAUCUUGUCGCAUGCUGCGUGCUGGAACUAAGCCAGACCAUUUUACUCUGCCGUAUGCGCUGAAAGCAUGUGGAGAGCUACCUUCAUACUGUUGUGGAAGAGCAUUACAUGGACUCAUAUGUUGCAAUGGAUUUGAGUCAAAUGUCUUUGUCUGCAAUGCAUUGGUGGCAAUGUAUUCCCGCUGUGGUUCUUUGGAGGAUGCCAGUCUGGUGUUUGAUGAAAUAACACGGAAGGGAAUUGAUGAUGUUAUCUCAUGGAAUUCAAUUGUUGCUGCCCAUGUUAAGGGUAGUAAUCCGCGGACUGCAUUAGAGCUGUUUUCAGAGAUGUCAAUGAUUGUUCACGAAAAAGCUACAAAUGAAAGGUCAGAUAUCAUUAGCAUUGUCAACAUUCUUCCUGCAUGUGCUUCUCUAAAGGCAUUGCCUCAAAUUAAGGAAAUCCACAGCUAUGCCAUUCGGAAUGGCACAUUUGCAGAUGCUUUUGUGUGCAAUGCUCUGAUUGAUACCUAUGCAAAGUGUGGGUCAAUGAACGAUGCGGUAAAGGUUUUCAAUGUAAUGGAAUUCAAGGAUGUCGUUUCUUGGAAUGCAAUGGUUACUGGAUACACCCAAAGUGGGAACUUUGGGGCAGCCUUCGAGCUUUUCGAGAAUAUGCGCAAGGAAAAUAUCCCACUAGAUGUCAUAACGUGGAGUGCUGUAAUUGCAGGGUAUGCUCAGAGGGGGUGUAGCCAAGAGGCCCUUGAUGCAUUCCAGCAAAUGAUUCUUGAUGGUUCAGAGCCAAAUUCUGUCACUAUCAUCUCUCUAUUGUCUGCUUGCGCUUCCUUGGGAGCAUUGUCUCAGGGCAUGGAAAUUCAUGCAUACUCUCUGAAGAAGUGUCUUUUAUCCUUGGAUAAUGAUUUUGGUGGUGACGGUGACGGUGAGGAUCUAAUGGUGUACAAUGCAUUAAUAGAUAUGUACUCAAAGUGCAGAAGUUUCAAAGCUGCACGCUCCAUAUUUGAUUCCAUACCUCGAAGAGAACGUAAUGUGGUGACUUGGACCGUCAUGAUUGGUGGAUAUGCACAAUAUGGAGACUCAAAUGAUGCCCUCAAGAUUUUCUCAGAGAUGAUUUCAAAACCAUACGCAGUUGCCCCAAAUGCUUAUACAAUUUCCUGCAUUUUGAUGGCCUGUGCACAUCUGGCAGCUCUUCGUAUGGGUAAGCAGAUUCACGCUUAUGUCACCCGUCACCAUGAAUAUGAACCAUCUGUGUACUUUGUGGCAAAUUGCCUUAUUGAUAUGUACUCAAAGUGUGGUGAUGUUGAUACUGCUAGAAAUGUAUUUGAUAGCAUGCCUAAAAGGAAUGAAGUAUCUUGGACUUCAAUGAUGUCAGGGUAUGGAAUGCAUGGUCGUGGUAAGGAGGCUUUAGACAUAUUUGACAAGAUGCAGAAGGCAGGCUUUGUUCCUGAUGAUAUUUCCUUCCUGGUUCUUCUUUAUGCUUGUAGCCAUUCUGGCAUGGUGGAUCAAGGUCUGAAUUACUUUGAUAUCAUGCGCAGGGAUUAUGAUGUAGUUGCCAGUGCAGAGCAUUAUGCUUGUGUUAUUGACUUACUGGCUCGCUGUGGGCGAUUAGAUAAGGCAUGGAAAACAAUUCAGGAAAUGCCAAUGGAGCCUAGUGCAGUUAUCUGGGUUGCAUUACUUAGUGCCUGUAGAGUUCAUUCGAAUGUGGAACUUGCUGAAUAUGCUCUGAACAAACUGGUCAAUAUGAAAGCAGAGAAUGAUGGAUCCUACACACUUAUCUCCAACAUAUAUGCUAAUGCAAGGCGGUGGAAAGAUGUAGCAAGAAUCAGACAAUUAAUGAAGAAAUCAGGGAUUAAGAAGAGGCCAGGAUGCAGCUGGGUCCAAGGUAAGAAGGGUACUGCAUCAUUCUUUGUUGGAGAUCGAUCACACCCUCUAUCUCCAGAGAUAUAUUCUCUUUUAGAGAGAUUAAUUGGCCGCAUCAAGGUUAUGGGUUAUGUCCCCGAGACAAACUUUGCACUGCAUGAUGUUGAUGACGAGGAGAAAAAUAAUCUUCUCAGUGAACACAGCGAGAAGCUUGCUCUCGCAUAUGGGCUCCUCACGACUUCCCCUGGUUGUCCCAUACGGAUCACAAAGAACCUUCGUGUUUGCGGUGAUUGUCAUAGUGCAUUCACCUACAUCUCCAAGAUUGUUGACCAUGAGAUCAUUGUACGAGAUUCCAGUCGCUUCCAUCAUUUCAAGAAUGGCUCUUGUUCCUGUGGUGGCUAUUGGUGAUACCUUGUUCUGUGAAAGCAGCAGGGGUGGAUUCAGGCCCUGGGCCACCUGGGCCAUGACGUAAAUGCCUAGGGUUUCAGAGAUGAACAGGGCAACUCAUGAGCUGGGCAGCGGGAGACAAGCGGCGCGUGGGAGCGGGAGCGAGGUGACGAGCGGGCGGCACGGGCUGCAGGCCGACGGCCAACGGGACUCGGGAGCCUAGCCCAGAGCCACAAGAUAACGCAGGCGGGAGAUACUAGCGCGUGCAGCAACCAGGUCUAGAAGAAAGGAAGCCCAGCUUUAUCCUGGAGCCAAGAAGCCGAGGUGAGAUUGUGGUUGGACUGGAAGGGAGCGAGGGAGCAGCCAGGCAUGGAGGAGCCUGUUCCGGCUGAUCCCCAAGAUUUUCUUGAAGCCAAGGAGAUCAGGUUCAGUGUUCUGCAGGGAUCAGAUAUGAGCAAUAAUAAUCUUGAGGCAGUGACACUCCUUAUAAUCUUCCUUCGAAUCUCCAGAGCUUGUGAGUCAUUUAGUUAUGUUUAUAUGUGUACUUAACUAUUCCCAUUUAUGUUUUAAAAAUAUUUUUGGGGGUCUUACUUACCUGCUAUUUAGAAAUCUUGUUGUAAAUAACUUCAUGUGGGACAGUACCUUACUCCAUCUUCCCCUUACUGACUUGUAAGUUCAUCCUUACCACCUACUCUAUUUACAAGUUUACGUUCUUAAACCAACAUUUAGCAAUCUUUGCAGAAAUGUCAAAAACAACCAAUUCACCGGUUGAGUACCUGAUAAACUAAAGGGGAUCGAUAAUCUCCAAUAAGUACCUUUACUGCAACAGUUGUGGUGACUUUUAUUUGACACACUAUGUUUUGUAUAAAACCGGCUCAGGGCUUUUUUAAAUCCUAGAUCCGCCACCGUCCGCAAGGGUGAAGCAGCUGUCCUUCCUAAGGUUAUGCCCUUUGUUCCUAGUUCUUCUCUGCUUUAGUUUAUUAUGUAUGUCUAAAGGUAUUUCUUUUUCAAAUUUAGUUGUCAUCAGCUGUUUGAGGAUUUGUUAAACUGCUGGUCAAAUUUCUUAGCUGUAGAAUGGAUGAAAGGGAGGAGAGCGCUCACAUCCGGUCGACCGGUCGUUUUGGUGGAACGGGAGCAUUUCAACUAUUUAUGGUAAAUUUUUAUAUGGAGACUCUAGUAGCCGCUCCGGUCCUCUUUUAUUGGAAACCAAACAUCCAAAAAUAGGAAUGUAGUCACUUCAUUCUCCUUCACUCCUCAACCAAACACACCCAAAGCCAGGAGCCAGGAUCUAAUUCAAUUGGUGCAUCAUCUAUUCAUCUAGAAUGUCAUCCCAAGCCAGGCUUCUUUGCUUUGUGGUGACUGCCAUUGCAAAGCUAGCAACAUGCCAUAUUGAGUUGCUUCGGGAAGCACGGGUGUCAUUGGGUAAGUUUGCUCGUUCCCGAACCUCAGACAGGAGAGUCUGGCAAUGGGCCUGUGACUAUUUAGGGCUCAUGAAUGAACCAGCCAUCUGUUUAUCAGUACUGGGACCGUCCACUGCCCAAGGUAAUGGUCCUGGUGUUGUGCAUUGGCGUGGAGGAGGAACAGCGAUGGUAGUUCACGUUCCUUUUUUACCUUUUAGCAGAGCAAAAAGGUAAAAAUUCUGCAAGCACUUCUUUAGUUAAAUGUGGAAUAAGCAUCCUUUCAUAUUCUUUAAGGGAGCUGUAUAUAUGCUUACAAUCUGAGCACAGCGAUGUGAAAUAUUUGCACUUUGACUGAGGUACUAAAACUGAAGUGUCAUAGCAUCAAGGGGAGACACUAGCUAAACAAACCUGUUGUUUGCUUAUGUAAAAUAUCAUGCUUGUUUUGUAUCUAUUGGUAGUUCAUAAUAUUAUCUUAUAUAGAAAAUGCCAAAGUUUGUAUUGCAGGUCCACCGUUUCAUGAUUUUCAUUUACCGACCUCCUCCCAACAAAAUGAAGAUCGGUUCAGUCUGGCAUGAUUUCUCUAGCAGAAUGCCUUGUGCAUAUAUAUAGCGACCUUAUUUUGUGAUCGUAGCGACGUAGCAUGCUGAAGAUCCAAGCUCCUUUUCGAGAAAAGGUCUGGUCUGGACAUCCAAGCAGAGAGUCUUGUACACAUGGUUGACUAUUUCAGAGGCACACUCAGGUGCACCCGUGUUUGUACAUGGAGCGCCUGAUUGGCUAAUUGGAUGAGCGUCGCGUGGCUUUACGCUGCAGCUGCUCGUGCAGUCUCUGCCUUGUGUAUAUAGGAACCAAACACUGUCAUGCGUCAUAAAGAUUAAAGAGCUGUUUUGUAUGAAAUACAUGCUCAGAUGUGAUACCUGGUGACGAAAUCUCAGACAUCGAGUUGGCAUUGCUAAGGAAUGAAGCCAUAUUAUAUUA